Messenger RNA from Nannochloropsis gaditana CCMP526, 981 nucleotides. Its product is annotated as short-chain dehydrogenase. The transcript is spliced from 2 exons. The coding region runs from base 1 to 981 and encodes 326 amino acids. The record is from RefSeq and is a predicted model, not a curated record.
AUGCGGGGUAAGAUUGUAAUUGUCACGGGCAGUAACACAGGCAUUGGCAGAGCUACCGCCCUUAACAUAUGUAAAAUGGGCGCUACGGUGAUUUUGGCCUGUCGGUCCAUGGAACGGGCCAAGGCUGCACGUGAUGAGAUGCUUGAAGAACUCCACAGCCUGGAUGCGGGGCACCGCUUUGACUUCCCCUUCGCGAGGAAAGGCACCCUCGUUUGCAUGCGGUUGGACUUGGGAAGCUUCGCAUCCAUCAAAACCUUUGCAGAGGACUUUCUGGGGCGAUAUAAGCGGCUGGAUGCAUUAGUCCUGAAUGCUGGGUUGGCCAACGGCUCCGGACGCACCAAAGAGGGAUUCGAGAUCAUGUUCGGCACCAACUACCUCGGCCACUUUUACCUGACCAAGCUUUUGAUGGAUGUUGUAAAGGCUACUCCUGACUCCCGGAUUGUCAGUGUAUCCUCGCUCAUGCACGAGUUCGGGUGUUUGGAUUGGCAAGGAAGCUUGAGCGGGAAUUAUCGCGCUUUGAAAGACCGCAUUUUCUCCAGCCGCUACAACGAUUCCAAGCUGGCACUCGUCCUCAUGACACUGGAAUUACGACAUCGCUUGAAAGGCACGUCCGUCCGAGCAAUAGCUGUCUCUCCUGGUGCUGUUGCCAGUGAUAUAUGGCGUAGUUUCCCACUCUGGUACAGGCGCUUGGUGCUCGACCCAGUUAUGUCCCUGGCCUUUCUUUCCAAUGAGCAAGGAAGCAUACCCAGCGUUUACGCCGCAACCCAUUCCAAUGUCUCCGACGAGGAUGAAGACGACGAGACGAAUGUGCCGUAUUUUCAUCCGUAUUGGUCACCGUCCCCCUCUUUCCUGAUGCCCUGGGAGGUAAUGGGCCCCUUCAUAGGGUUCACGCGAGCGCGACCCCGCCUGCCGCGAAAUGCGCGAGCUGUGGCCAAGGAACUAUGGUUAUACCUCAAUCUUAUGGAGAUCCCUUUUAUUUAA